AGCCACUUGACAGCUGAUUGUCUUGCGAGCGGGUCUCGUCUCUUGUAGAGUUCUACAAAGAAAGUUAUUGCAAAACUUUACGUGCAAGUGUUUCAGUUUCUAAGCAGAAGGAAUAAUGGAAAAGCCGACAGUUACUGUGACUGACCAGCCUCCACCGUACUCUGCUGCGGUGCCAGCACCUGGACUAUAUCCCUGUAGCUUUUAUAAACGAAUACUGGUUACUCCUUCAGGUGCCCCCCCUGCCGGCGCGCCAUACCCCCCUCCCCCGCCGCCGCCCGGCUACACGCCGUACGGGCCCGCGCCGCCCAACACCGCCUACCUGCCCAACUACGGCGCCACCACUGUCAUCAUCCCGCCACAGAUAAUCGCCGUGAACGCGUGCCCGGCCUGCCGCGUGGGCAUCCUGGAGGACGACUUCACGUGCCUCGGCAUCCUGUGCGCCAUCUUCUUCUUCCCCCUAGGGAUACUCUGCUGUCUCGCUCUCAAGAACCGACGGUGCUCCAACUGCGGGGCUAUGUUCGGAUAAUUCUGUAAUACCUAGACAAUGUGACAAUGGUUUAUUGACGUCAAUCGAAAAGUAAAACAGUAUAGGAAUGAUAACGGUCGGAAAGUCACAUGAUAAUUCUCAUACAUUGUUUAAGCGAUUGGCGUUUUGUAUAACCGAUUGUCACUAGGCUUCCUGGUUUGAGAAUAGAUUAUUGGCGAAUGAGGAUAAAAACUGCUUAAUGCUCGCCAUAGAUGGCGCUGUGGGUUAAAAGUGACAAAAUGUCCUGUAGUCUGUGGUUUAUCUUUAUUUUUUAUUUUAUAAAAGUAUCUUACGAAUUUCAAUAAUGAUAAAAUAUAUACUCAAAAAGGAACAAAUAAUUGCGUGUACUAGGUUUACGGUCAACUUGAAGAUUCUUAAAGAAAUUGGGCUCAGUUUAUUGAAUUUAUGAAGUUUACCUUAACUCUCACUUGGACCCAUUAUACUGCACUGCAGCGCCAUCUCUGUUGAGCUUUGCGUGUUUAAACAUUGAGUUUGAAUCGUUUGUGAUGUACGAAAAGAGAAACUCUUUCAUACCCGAUAUUAUAUUUGAAUUUUUUUAAGUUAAAUAAAUACGAAAUAAAGCGUAUUGAAAGAGUUCAAAGAGAUCGAUCGAUCAUGGGUGAUGUAAAAAUAAGUAAUUAGUCCUGAAAUGUAUAACUCGGCGCUGGCUAGCCAGUUCCUUUGCUUGAACUUGGCUUGACAUGCUGCCGCGUGUCUAGAUCACCAAACAUGAUCCGUCCAGUGACCCUCGGGUUAAAAAGUUAUUUUCCAAUUUUUUUGUUUAACUAACUGUGGAAACUUAAUUGAUUUUACAUUUUUUAUAUUUGAAAUUAGUUUCUUUGCAUAAAAGGUAACCUAGACAUGUUGCAUUCCACUUAAGUAAAUAGUUUUGCAAAAAUAUAUUGACAUAAAAAUAAAUAUUUUUCCAACAUUAUGCAAUCUAAAAUACAUAAAGAUUUCAGUUAAGAUUUCUGCAAAUUAUAAAUGAAAGACUAAUUAUAACUAUAAGUGAGUAAAUAGGUACAACCCACUUGCAUAGAAUAAAAAAACCUAGAACUGUCAACAAGUCUGUGACCUUGAAACAGCUGAUCAUGAACUUCAUGAACUCAUGAAUGAACAUGAAAAACAUGAAUAACUAAGCAAUUGAUAUUGUGAUACCGAUGGUUUAGGGAGAUUGAAGUUAAAGUUAAAGCGACAUUUAGACAAACGUAAACUUAGCUGCUUUCUGCAGCUGCUGCAGUUGGCUAAAUUUAGCCAUGACUAAAAACCGCUUUAACAGGGUUUGUGUUUUAAAACUUUUGAUCUUUUCUUUUUAGAAAACAAAGUCCUAAAUCUAAAUUAAACUUUAAGAUAAAUGUCUGAGUGCUCGAUACUGUACCAGCACAGGUCAUCUUUGAGUCAUUUUUAACCAUUUGACCGCUAAAGACGUCAUUAGACACGCGCGGCUGCAGACCAAUAUCAACCUUCGUGCACUCCCACAAGGUUCACGAUGACGCGCUGCACACGACAGGCGCCGUUCAAAGGGUUAAUAGAGAUAACAGUAGGGAGGUCUGGUAGCAUGUAAAGCUAGGACAUUAAUCUUAAAGGUUCAGCUUAGCCUGUUUAUAUAAAUAUUUCAACGUAUUUUGUUUAGUUAUAAGUAAUUGAAUAAUACUGUCGAUUAUUUAGAUUUUAAAAUUUUGAGCAAUAUUUUCUACUAGUAAGUAUUAAUAUUGGUUUGCUACUAUCUAAAUUUCCUGAAUUAUUAUUGCUUUAAUGUUCAAAAGUAUAUUUGAUUCGAGUUUUACCAGAAUUUGAUUUAUAAUUAGAAAAAAAUCAUAAAAUUGUAUGAGAAUUAAAUGGCCAGUAUCACCUGUAAACAUUUUGCCAUUUUAUAGAGACAGGAAAAGAGUAAGAACUGUGCCCUGUUUAUCAAAAGCUUGUAACUUGUAAUACAAAUGGAAGUCCCUUUCUAACAAAACAGUCAAAAAGGGACUUCCGCUCGUAUUACAAGUUACAAGCUUUUGAUAAACAGGGCACUGGUAAUGUCCAUGUGCCGUGGUAAAGGCAGUGUGACCCCUACAGACUUGGCCAAACGUUCAACAAACAACAAUAUGAGACUGUAAGUACCUCACUAAAGGCACAUUGACUUCGUAUUUAGGGAUUACCUGCAGUCCUCUGUCUCUGCGUUGCGUUAAAAAUAGAGUAAGUUUAUGGUUUUAAGGGGUUUGUUAGGAUUCGUGGAGUUUUGUAUUAUAUUGCACUUAAUUUGCCAUAAGGACGUAUGCCUUCUACAUUAUCCACCAAACGGUAUUGCCAUAUACUCGUAUGUAUUUUAAGCCCUUCAACGUCAAUUAUUUGUUGGUAUUAAUGUGACAUUUUUGAAAUUCUAUAACAUAAUUUUUUUAUAUAAUGGCAUCUUCUUUUGACAGCUUAAAGUUUAAACUCCCCAAUUCGCUUUGCGCGAAAUGUAUGGUGAGGUAGGUAACUAAUUAAACUUAUUAUGGAAAAACUUAUGUUUUCAUGCUGUUUGAUAAAAUGUCUACUGUCCAAUAACUAGUGUGUCCUAUAGCCGCCAGGGCGGCGACGCUGUCAUGAAAACUGCCAAUAUUCGCUGGCGACAGGGAGUCAAGAGUCAAUCCUGAUACCUUAAAGGCAAUUUGUAAGUUCUGCAGUUUUUGUAAUGGCAGCCGGCGUAUUAUGGAUGGUUUUAUCCAUCUUUAUCCACGUGAUAAAAUAACUGUCACUUUUUAACACCGUAGGAUACAAAGUGACGGACACUGUUUUAUCACGCUGUCACGUAGACAAAAACGACCAUCAUAUCCGUACAGGUGUCUGAGGUUUUAGAAACGAUUGAUUUUAGUAAUUCUUUCUGUUAACUUGAUCCAUUACUAUACAAUUUCCUUAAAAUAUGAUUUAUUGCUUUUUUUAAAUUUAGUCUACGUCUGUUUGUAUCAUUUUUAUUUUAGAAGUAGUAUAUGAAAGCCCUAGGUAGGAACAUAAGUAAGUAGGCACUAGUUUAAGUAUGUACUGGUAUCUAUUAUAUGAAACAUAUAGUAUAAGACUAUUGAAUUUGUAAAGAUUUAUACAAUAAAAGUUGAAAUGCAAUAUUA
Cydia fagiglandana is the source of this 3618-nucleotide messenger RNA. Its product is annotated as membrane protein BRI3. NCBI's taxonomy places the organism in Eukaryota, Metazoa, Arthropoda, Insecta, Lepidoptera, Tortricidae. The coding region runs from base 116 to 526 and encodes 136 amino acids. The record is from RefSeq and is a predicted model, not a curated record. The transcript has 4 exons.